AUGAGAUCUCAAAAUCUCAUCGCUAUGUCAUUUUUCGAAUAUAAAGAUAUUGUUGAAGAAGGAGACUUAGUACUUGCAUUUAUAAGUCGUAAUGACAUAAAACCAAUAAGAGUGACUAAGAAUGCAAUCCUUAACACCCGUUAUGGAAAUUUUCUUCAUAAUGAUAUGAUAGGUUCACCUUAUGGAAAACAAAUGGCAGGUGCCAAAGGUUAUGGAUUUAUUCACUUAUUACACCCCACAGCUGAGAUGUGGACCAUAUCACUUCCACAUAGAACACAAAUCGUCUAUACUCAUGAUUCCUCGUACAUAAUGCAAAGAUUAAAUGUGGUGAAUGGGUCAAGAGUAAUUGAAGCAGGUACAGGUUCGGGUUCUUUCACUCAUUCAUUUUCACGUAGUGUAGGAUUAAAAGGAAGAGUUUUUACAUAUGAAUUUCAUGAACCAAGAUACUUAGAAGCAAAGAGAGAAAUCGAAGACCAUGGAAUAGACGUCAACACAUUUAUAACUCAUAGAGAUGUUUGCCAAGAUGGGUUCGAAAUCCAAGUACCAGAAAAUUUCCACAAUGGUGAUAAUAAGAUAAAUGCUCAAGUCAUAUUUUUAGAUUUACCAUCUCCUUGGAUAGCCAUCAAUAAUUUGAAUAAUGUUAUCGACCCACAAAUGAAGGUAGGAAUCUGUUGUUUCUCCCCCUGUAUCGAACAAGUCCACAAAACCGUAGAAUCAUUACAAGAGAACGGUUGGGUAGAUAUUGAAAUGGUGGAAUGUAGAGGUAAAAGAUGGGAAGCCAGGAAAGAAAUGGUUAGAGAUGUUAACGAUGUCAUUAAAAGAUUAAAAGAUAUUCAAAGUAGAAGAGAUCAUGGAAUUGAAAGUAGGAAAAGAGUCAAACUAGAACAACAAGAAGACAAAGAAGCGGGAGUUCCUCGAGGUUUUAAUCCUUUUGGUAAAGGAGAAAGAGUUAAAGAAGGGGAUAUCAAUUAUUCUUGGAAAGACGUGACAAAAAUUGAAUCCGAAAUCAAAACCCAUACCUCAUAUUUAACAUUCGCUUUCAAGGUUCCAUUAAUUAUUCCUGAAUAG
This is a messenger RNA of Yamadazyma jaroonii, 1068 nucleotides long. Lineage: Eukaryota; Fungi; Ascomycota; Pichiomycetes; Serinales; Debaryomycetaceae. The record is from the annotation of a GenBank genome assembly.